AAGCAUAAUUUAGACGUCCAAUGAAUUUUGUUUUUGCCUGUUCAACAAGUUGCGAUCAGUAGUGUUAGUAACAGUCCCGGGAAAACUCAAUCUAACGGGGCUUUGGCUUCCAUGGAACCUGUUUUUUUGCAUGGUGAAUUGGAUGUGUGGAUAAUUGAAGCUAAAUCUCUUCCAAAUAUGGAUUUACCUGCAGAACAUAUGAGAAGAUGCUUUACUGUGGUUGGAUCUUGCACAUAUCCAUGUGGAAAUAAACGAGUAACGCAUUCAGGAAAACAUUCAAUGAUCACAAGUGACCCUUAUGUAUCUGUUUGCCUUGCAGGGGCAACGGUUGCUCAAACUAGAGUCAUUGCCAACUGUGAGAACCCAUUAUGGGAUGAACAUUUCUGUGUACCUGUUGCGCAUCCUGUUGUAAAAGUGGAGUUUCAUGUUAAGGAUAAUGAUGUGCUUGGGGCUGAGCUAAUUGGAGUAGUAGAAGUAUCUGUUGAGAAAAUCAUCUCAGGAAGUACGAUUGAUGAUUGGUUUCCAGUCACUGGCAAUUAUGGGAAUUGCUUGAAGUUGGAAUCUUCUCCUGAGUUACAUGUUUCCAUUCAGUUUAAGCCAGUUGGUGAAAACUCUUUAUAUAAAGAUGGUAUUGGUGCUGGACCAAAUUACAGAGGAGUUCCUGAUACAUACUUUCCACUCCGUAAAGGAGGGAAGUUAACUUUUUAUCAAGAUGCUCAUGUACCUGAUGCAAUGCUACCAGAAAUUCUACUUGACGGUGGAAAUGUGUUCCAGCAUAGUAGAUGUUGGGAAGAUAUAUGCCAUGCCAUCUUGGAAGCCCAUCACCUGAUAUAUAUUAUUGGGUGGUCAGUAUUCCAUCCUGUCAAGCUUGUGAGGGAGCCAACAAAGCCAUUGCCUUCUGGGGGAGAGCUUACCCUAGGAGAAUUAUUGAAGUACAAGUCACAGGAAGGCGUCCGUGUGGUUUUGUUAAUAUGGGACGACAAAACUUCACAUGACAAGUUUUACUUGAAAACAGAAGGUGUUAUGCAGACCCAUGAUGAAGAAACUAAAAAGUAUUUCAAAAACUCUAGCGUCCAUUGUGUGCUUGCACCUCGUUAUGCUAGCAAUAAGCUUAGCAUUUUCAAGCAACAGGUCGUAGGAACUCUUUUUACACAUCAUCAGAAGAGUGUAGUUCUUGACACUCAAGCUCCUGGAAAUAACCGGAAAAUUACUGCUUUCAUUGGUGGCCUGGAUUUAUGUGAUGGAAGAUAUGACACUCCUGAGCACAGGCUUUUUCUUGAUCUUGACACAGUCUUUGAUAAUGAUUUUCAUAAUCCUACAUUUCCAUCUAUUGCCAAAAGCCCAAGGCAACCAUGGCAUGAUUUGCACUGUAAAAUUGAGGGUCCAGCUGCAUAUGAUGUAUUGAGAAAUUUUGAGCAAAGAUAUAGAAAAGCAAAAAAAUGGCGGGACUUCAAGCUGAGAAGGGUUACUCAUUGGCAUGAUGAUGCAUUGCUAAGGUUGGAACGUAUUUCAUGGAUACCCACUCCUUCGCCUGGUCCUGAUGGUGACAAAAAUGUGCGUGUCAUUAAUGAAGAAGAUCCUGAGAAUUGGCAUGUGCAGAUAUUCCGGUCUAUUGACUCGGGAUCUGUGAAGGGUUUUCCAAAAGCUACUGAGGAAGCUAUGGCUCAGAAUCUUGUGUGUGGGAAGAACCUGAAAGUAGAUAAGAGCAUUCAUACAGCAUAUAUAAAUGUAAUAAGAUCAGCGCAACAUUUCAUAUACAUUGAGAACCAGUAUUUUCUUGGAUCUUCCUACUAUUGGCCAUCAUACAAAAAUGCAGGCGCAGAUAACUUAAUCCCUAUGGAAUUGGCCUUGAAAAUUGCAAGCAAAAUUAGUGCAAAAGAGCAUUUCUCAGUGUAUAUAGUAAUACCAAUGUGGCCAGAGGGUGUCCCUACUAGUUCUGCUGUGCAGGAAAUUUUGUUUUGGCAGGGGCAAACAAUGGCCAUGAUGUACAAGAUUAUUGCUAAGGCACUCGAAGAAGCAGGCCUUUCUGAUCAGUAUCACCCGCAAGAGUAUUUAAACUUUUAUUGCCUUGGUAAACGUGAAGCUUCAUCUGAACAUAUUUCUUCCCAGAUAAAUCAGCAAUCUGACAACCGUUCACUGGCAGCAGUUCAAAAAUAUCGCAGAUUUAUGAUUUACGUCCAUUCCAAAGGAAUGAUAGUUGAUGAUGAAUAUGUACUUAUAGGAUCAGCAAACAUUAACCAGAGAUCCAUGGAUGGUUCAAGGGACACAGAAAUUGCAAUGGGUGCUUACCAACCAACCUACACAUGGGCUGGAAAAAAAUCUCAUCCACGUGCUCAGGUAUAUGGUUAUCGGAUGUCUCUUUGGGCAGAGCACCUUGGCAUCCUUGAGGAGGAGUUCCGCGAACCGCAGACUUUAAAAUGCAUAAAGCUUGUCAACAAGAUCGCCAAACGUAACUGGAAGACUUACGUUGCUGAGGAGAACAAGGAAAUGAGAGGACACCUGAUGCAAUACCCAGUUCAGGUCAGCAGAGAUGGAAAUGUCAGUGCAUUGCCAGGACAUGAAACAUUUCCUGAUGUUGGUGGCAAAAUUCUUGGAUCACCAACCACUCUUCCUGAUGCUCUAACCACAUAAUACUCAAUCAUAGCUUUGCAAUGAAGUUCACUAAACAUGUAAAUGAGUUUAUGCACUGAAUAUAGAGGAAGGAAAAAGUGAGCUGAGCCUCAAAGGCCUAUGGACAUUUCUAACAUGUAACAUUUUGUUGACAAUGACUAUUGGGGGCACAUUUCUGACUAAUACUAGAGAGCUAAUAAUAUUGAUGAUGUUUAGUACAAAUGAAAAAUGUUUUAUCAUAUAUAUUUUUGUCGAUUCGUGUAUCUACCUCUCUUCUUCUGCUUCUUUUUCACAUGGUCAUAAGAUUACACAUUCAAAUAAACAUGCUGGCUCCAUUUCCAACCAAAAUUGAUAAGAAGAUUUUUGCUGCAGAUUUUAGUAGUUAAAGACCGCAUAGCGCAGUGGAUUAGCGCGUCUGACUUCGGAUCAGAAGGUCGUGGGUUCGACUCCCA
Messenger RNA from Hevea brasiliensis (rubber tree), 3062 nucleotides. RefSeq names its product phospholipase D delta-like. The coding region runs from base 112 to 2631 and encodes 839 amino acids. Lineage: Eukaryota; Viridiplantae; Streptophyta; Magnoliopsida; Malpighiales; Euphorbiaceae. The transcript is spliced from 10 exons. Gene Ontology annotation, cellular component: plasma membrane. Gene Ontology annotation, biological process: phosphatidylcholine metabolic process; phospholipid catabolic process. Gene Ontology annotation, molecular function: calcium ion binding; D-type glycerophospholipase activity. The record is from RefSeq and is a predicted model, not a curated record.